AUGGAGGAAACCCAACCCCCAGUCUUCAACUACAUCCUCUCCUUCCUCCUCGUCGGCGUCGCCUGGGGCUUCACAACCCCCUUCAUCCGCCGCGCCGCCGCCGAUUUCAACGCGCGCCAGGAGCAGCACCAACAACACCAACAACCAGCACCCGUUCCCUCAUCCUCCGAACCCACCGACGAAGCCCAAGAACUCACCUCCUACACAGACCGUACCUCCAACCCGACCUCAUCCUCCGACUCGGAAGAAGAAGAAGAAGAGGACCAACCUCCGCCGCCUCCGCCCGCAGCCAACCGCCCCGCCUGGAUGCAGUCGCACUCGUCCUCGCGGAGCGCCUGGCUGCGGAACAAGAUCGUCUCGGUGUUCUGGACGGUGGUGAACCUGCUGCGCACGCCGGCGUAUGCGGUUCCGCUGGUCAUCAAUUUGACGGGGAGUGUGUGGUUCUUUUUGCUCGUUGGGAAGCAUGGUACUUUCCCCUUCCUCUCCCCUCUGAUUUUAAUUGUCGUUGACAGUCCCGUUGGCUAA
Messenger RNA from Aspergillus terreus NIH2624, 525 nucleotides. RefSeq lists its product as uncharacterized. The record is from RefSeq and is a predicted model, not a curated record. The coding region runs from base 1 to 525 and encodes 174 amino acids. NCBI's taxonomy places the organism in Eukaryota, Fungi, Ascomycota, Eurotiomycetes, Eurotiales, Aspergillaceae. The transcript has 2 exons.